Messenger RNA from Drosophila obscura, 3788 nucleotides. Its product is annotated as inhibitor of Bruton tyrosine kinase. NCBI's taxonomy places the organism in Eukaryota, Metazoa, Arthropoda, Insecta, Diptera, Drosophilidae. Gene Ontology annotation, molecular function: protein binding. The transcript is spliced from 8 exons. The coding region runs from base 72 to 3632 and encodes 1186 amino acids. The record is from RefSeq and is a predicted model, not a curated record.
UCAACUGCAAGCGUAUUGUAUUCCACGUACCGUACUGAAAUUUUCCGGAGAAUUAUUUAUCAAAUAUCCGUAUGUCAGCUGCCAAAGCCCAGGAAUAUGACUGCACUGCCAAGUGUACAUGUCGGCAGCAUGGAAACUGCAUCACAGCCGCGCUUACGAAGCGCUCAAUCGACAAUCAAAACCUGGGAGCGUUUAUCUUCAAGACUUGCGGAAAUUUCGCCAACAUCCUAGAUGACCUGGGCCGCUCUGCGGUGCACAUGUCGGCUUCAGUGGCGCGAUAUGAGAUUCUGGAGUGGCUAUUGAACCACGGAGCUUACAUUAACGGACUCGACUACGAGUCUGGCAGUAGUCCCUUGCAUAGGGCCCUGUACUACGGCUCCAUAGACUGUGCUGUGCUUCUGCUGCGCUACGGGGCAAGCCUGGAACUGCUGGACGAAGACACACGAUGUCCGCUGCAAGCUAUUUGCCGAAAGUGCGACGAAGACUUCACCACAGAGUCGCAGAACGAUGUCCUCGUCUGGGGCUCCAAUAAGAACUAUAACCUCGGCAUUGGCAACGAGCAGAACACCAAUGCUCCUCAGGCGGUGGAUUUCUUUCGGAAGUCCAACAUCUGGAUAGAGCAAGUGGCAUUGGGGGCCUAUCACAGUCUCUUUUGCGACAAGAAGGGUCAUCUCUAUGCCGUCGGCCAUGGCAAGGGCGGACGGCUGGGCAUUGGUGUGGAGAACAGUUUGCCGGCCCCGAAGCGUGUGAAGGUCUCAUCGAAGCUGAACGACGAUUCCAUAUUGUGCAUCAGUGUGUCCCGACAGCACUCUCUGCUGCUCACGGAUCGUUCGUUGGUGUUUGCCUGCGGCAUCAACACCGACCAUCAGCUGGGAGUGCGUGAUGCGCCCGAGAAUCUGACGCAGUUCAGGGAGGUGGUCGCAUUGCGUGACAAGGGGGCCAGCGACCUGCUGCGAGUGAUCGCCUGCGACCAGCACUCCAUUGCCUACAGCAGCAAAUGUGUGUACGUCUGGGGGUCCAAUCAGGGGCAAUUUGGCAUCAGUGCCAACACCGACACCAUUAUGGUGCCCACAUUGAUAAAACUACCUGCGCGCACUUCAAUCCGCUUUGUGGAGGCCAACAAUGCAGCCACGGUAAUUUACACAGAGGAGAAGAUGAUUACUUUAUUUUAUGGUGACAAGACUAGAUACAUUAAGACUCCAAACUACGAAGAUCUCAAGAGCAUUGCGGUGAUGGGCGGCCAUUUAAAGAACUCAACGAAAGGAUCUGCGGCAGCCCUCAAGCUACUGAUGCUCACUGAGACGAAUGUGGUGUUCUUGUGGUACGAGAAUACACAGCAAUUCUACAGAUGCAAUUUUUCGCCAAUACGCCUGCCUCAGAUUAAAAAGGUGCUGUACAAGUGCAAUCAAGUCCUGAUUCUGUCACUGGAUGGCUGCGUCUAUCGCGGCAAGUGCAAUCAAAUAGCCCUGCCAGCCAGCAUGGUGGAAGAUAAACCCAAGCUCAACCUGGAUAUAUGGCACAACAACGAUCAAAAUCGCACGGAGAUUUCGAGGGAGCAUGUGAUACGCAUCGAGAUGCAGCGUGUGCCCAACAUUGAUCGUGCCACCGAUAUAUUUUGCGACGAGAGCUUUUCCUCGUUCGCCGUGCUGCAGGAGUCGCAUAUGAAGUACUUCCGCAAGCCGCCACUGCCACGCAGGGAGCACAAUUUCAAGAAGCUCUACCAUGACACCUGUGAAUCGGAUGCCGUGCACGAUAUCGUCUUCCAUGUGGAUGGGGAGCGCUUUGCGGCGCACAGGUUCAUCAUCUAUAGUCGGGCCCCUGGCCUCAGGGAGCUCACUCGCAUCUACUUGGACAAGAAUGUCUAUCUGAACUUUGAAAAUCUCACGGGCAAGAUGUUUGAGCUGAUCCUUAAGUAUAUAUACACCAAAUACUGGCCAACCGAGGAUGAUAUAGACUGCAUCCAGGAGAGUCUGGGGCCCUCCAACCCUCGACAGCGAAGUCGAGCCUGCGAAAUGUUAAUACCGCAUCUGGAGACCUUUCAAUUGGUCGAACUAGCCAGAUACGUGCAGAGCUACGUACGAGAUCAUCAAUUUCCAUUGCCUAGUGCCCGGCAGCGCUUCAAUCGGCUGCAACGCUCAGACUAUCCAGAGCUCUACGAUGUGCGUAUCGUGUGCGAGGACUCGAAAGUUCUGGAGGCCCACAAAUGCAUGCUGGUGUCACGCUUGGAGUACUUUGAAAUGAUGUUCAUGCACUCGUGGGCCGAGCGCACCACAGUUAACCUGGAGGGAGUCCCCGUUGAGUACAUGGAGCCAGUCCUGGACUACCUCUACAGCCUGGAUACGGAGGCAUUCUGCAAGCAGAACUACACGGAAACAUUUCUGUACAACAUGAUCACGUUCUGCGAUCAGUACUUCAUUGAAUCGCUGCAGAAUGUAUGCGAAUCGCUGAUUCUGGACAAGAUCAGCAUACGCAAGUGCGGGGAGAUGUUGGACUUUGCCGCGAUGUACAACUGUAAGCUGCUGCACAGGGGAUGCAUGGACUUCAUCUGCCACAACCUGGCCAGAGUGCUCUGCUACCGCAGCAUCGAACAGUGCGAUGAGGCCACCCUCAAAUGCCUCAACGACCAUUACCGUAAGAUGUUCUCCAAUGUCUUCGACUACCGCCAGAUCACGCCCUUCUCGGAGGCCAUAGAAGAUGAGCUGCUGCUUAGUUUUGUCAAUGAUUGCGAGGUUGACUUGGACUAUCGAAUGGAUCCGGAAACAAAACUAAAGGCGGCAGCGAAGCAUAAGCAGAAGGACUUGAGGAAGCAAGACGCCCGUCACUACUACGAACAGCAGGCCAUAUCCAGCAUGAUGCGAUCCUUGAGCGUUAGCGAGUCUGCCCAUGGCCCCGAGGCAAUAACCGGCCCACAGGAAAACUCUCGAAACGAGGGCAAGAACUGGUCCCGGGUGGUGGACAAAAAGGAACAGAAGCGGAAGCUAGCCGACACUGCCCUGAAAGUGAACAACACACUCAAGCUGGAAGAGCCGCCGAGGCCGGAGCUAGAGGUCGUUGAAAGGACGCCCAGUAAGGAGCAAACGCCUCCGCCAACCUCCCCCGCAGCAGAGACCAGCACGCCGCUAAGUAAAAGCUACAAUCUCGAUCUAAGCUCCCUGACGCCCCAGUCGCAGAAACUAUCGCAGAAGCAACGGAAACGUCUCUCCUCUGAAUCGAAGAGCUGGCGCUCGCCUCUGGUGGAGCAAGAGCCCAGCACUCCUGUGGCCGUACCGAAUGCCUGGGGCUUAACACCCGCCACUGCGUCGAGUUCGUUUAACGAUUCGCCAGCAACCGGCAGCGUGUUGGAUCCCACCUCCUUUGCCAAUAUGAUGCGAGGCCAAGCGGCAGCGGCAGCUGCAGCAACGUCCACGGAGAAGGGACAAAGCUUCUCCCGGAUCCUCGCCGAGGAGCGACGCCAGCGGGAGUCGUUCGAGAGGAUGCGAAACAAGUCACUGGCGCACACACAGAUCGAGGAGGCAGCCAUUGCCGAGCUGCGUGAAUUUUACAACGUUGACAAUAUCGAUGACGAGACAAUCACCAUUGAACGAAAGUCCAGGCCCACAGACAUUAACUUCAGCACUUGGCUAAAGCACUGAGUGUGGUAUCUUACAUAUGCAGCCCCUGAGGCUUCCCUUUAGUCGCGGAUAGAGAGAGAUCGCUAGAGUGGGAUUUCUGGUGCAAAGGGGAGGUGCAGCAUUUUAAUUUAUUUGUUUAUUUUUGUGUCCGUACUAGAAUUGUAGCUGUAGCUGUAG